AUGGAGAGCAGUUGGAAAAUUCCAUUUUUCUUCUUCAUAUGUUGCCUGGGAUCUUGGGCAUCUGCAACUGUCCAGCGUAACCGAAGGUUUCCCAUUUCCUUGACUCCUAAUCCUGAGAAUGACCUUUGUCCAGCAGUCAGGAUUGGCCAGGAUGAUUUACCAGGAUUUGACUUAAUUUCACAGUUCCAGGUAGAUAAAGCAGCAGCUAGAGCAGCUAUCCAGAGAGUUACAGGCUCAACAGCUUUACAGGUGGCUUAUAAAUUGGGAAAUAAUGUAGACUUCAGGAUCCCAACCAGACAUUUAUAUCCCAAUGGACUACCUGAAGAAUACUCCUUUUUAACAACUUUUCGGAUGACUGGAAGCACUUUGAAAAAGAACUGGAGCAUCUGGCAGAUCCAGGAUUCCUUGGGGAAAGAGCAAGUUGGCAUGAAGAUUAAUGGCCAAAUGCAAUCCAUUGCAUUUUCCUAUAAAGGCCUGGAUGGCAGCCUCCAAACUGCAGCUUUCUCAAAUACCCCUAUUUUGUUUGAUUCCCAAUGGCAUAAAGUUAUGAUUGGUGUGGAAAGGAGGAGUGUCACCCUCUUUAUUGACUGCAAAAGAAUUGAAUCCUUACCCAUAAAGCCAAGGGGAAAGAUUGAUGUGGAUGGUUUUGCUGUGCUAGGAAAGCUCAUAGAUAAUCCUCAGGUUUCUGUUCCGUUUGAACUCCAGUGGUUGCUGAUUCACUGUGACCCUUUGAGACCCAGGAGAGAAACAUGCCAUGAACUUCCAGUGCGGGUAAAUCUACCAAGCCUGAGCAAUGGGGAGAGAGGUCCCCCGGGUCCCCAAGGGCCUCCUGGUCCUCCCGGUCCCCCAGGAGUUCCGGGCAUCGAUGGUAUCGACGGAGAUCGAGGUCCAAAGGGUCCCCCUGGCCCCCCGGGUCCCAAUGGAGACCCAGGAAAACCAGGAGCUCCGGGCUUACCCGGCACACCAGGUGCAGAUGGCUUGACAGGACCUGAUGGAUCGCCUGGCCCAAUUGGUUCAAGAGGACAAAAAGGAGAGCCUGGGAUUCCAGGAUCACGUGGAUUUCCAGGUCGUGGUAUUCCUGGACCACCUGGACCACCUGGGGCAUCAGGACUUCCUGGAGAACUCGGUCGUGUGGGACCAUCUGGGGAUCCUGGGAGAAGAGGACCACCUGGCCCACCAGGUCCACCAGGACCUAGUGGAACAAUUGGGCUUCAUGAUGGAGAUCCAUUGUGUCCCAAUUCCUGUCCACCAGGUCGUUCAGGAUAUCCAGGUCUACCAGGCUUGAGGGGUCACAAAGGGGCAAAGGGAGAAAUUGGGGAACCAGGAAGACAAGGUCACAAGGGAGAAGAAGGUGACCAGGGAGAACUUGGAGAAGUUGGAGCUCAAGGACCUCCGGGUCCUCAAGGCUUGAGAGGAAUAACUGGCAUAGUCGGUGCCAAGGGGGACAAAGGUGCUCGUGGUCUCGAUGGUGAGCCUGGACCUCAGGGUCUCCCCGGUGCACCGGGUGAUCAAGGGCAGAGAGGACCACUAGGAGAAACAGGUCCCAAGGGUGACAGAGGUGUUCAGGGUCCUAGAGGAAUAAAUGGUCUCCCGGGUCCCAAAGGAGAGAAUGGUCUGCCAGGGGUAGAUGGCCGAGAUGGAAUCCCUGGAAUGCCUGGAUCAAAGGGUGAACCUGGAAAACCUGGUCCUCCUGGUGAUAUUGGAAGGCAGGGGCUUCCUGGUUUACCUGGAACUCCUGGUGCAAAAGGUGUUGCUGGUGAAAAGGGUAAUUCUGGUGCUCCUGGGAUACCUGGUCUUAUGGGAAAUUCAGGAAAACCGGGUCAACAAGGACCUCAAGGUGAAGUUGGACCACGAGGACCCCGGGGACUACCAGGGAGUAGAGGAGAAUUAGGACCAAGUGGUCCUCCAGGUUCACCAGGUAAACUGGGUCCUUUGGGCAGCCCAGGCCUUCCAGGACUGCCUGGUCCCGCUGGACUCCCUGGAUUGAAAGGAGACAGGGGUUCAGUUGGCGAGCCUGGUCCAAAAGGAGAACAAGGUAGUGUCGGUGAAGAAGGUGAAGCAGGAGGAAAAGGAGAACUAGGAGAUGUAGGACUGCCAGGCUCAAAGGGAUCUGUGGGGAAUCCUGGAGAGCCUGGUCUAAGAGGGCCUGAGGGAUCACGGGGGUUGCCUGGGGUAGAAGGAUCCAGAGGGCCCCCUGGACCACGGGGCAUGCAGGGUGAACGAGGUGCUACAGGUCUUCCUGGUAUCCAAGGUCCAGCAGGUAGAGCGCCAACAGAUCAGCAUAUUAAGCAGGUUUGCCUAAGAGUUAUGCAAGAGCAUCUCGCCCUGAUGGCUGCUAGCUUGAAGCGACCUGACUCAGGUGCUUCUGGGCUACCAGGAAAGCCUGGACCACCAGGUCCUCCAGGACCCCCUGGAGAGAAUGGUUUUCCGGGCCAGAUGGGACCCCGUGGCCUCCCAGGUCUUAAAGGUCCUCCUGGUGAACUGGGUUUGAGAGGCCCAAAAGGUGACUUGGGUGAAAGGGGUGAGAGAGGACCUCCUGGAAGAGGACCCAAAGGCUUGCCAGGAUCAAUUGGUCUCCCAGGUGAUCCAGGUCCAGCAAGCUAUGGGAAAGAAGGACGAGAUGGAGAACGAGGUCCUCCCGGUCCUGCAGGAAUUCCUGGGGUCCCUGGCCCUCCAGGUCCUGCUGGUCCCCCUGGUUUCUGUGAGCCAGCCUCCUGUACAGUUCAGGCUGGCCAGCGUGCUUUCAGCAAAGGGCCAGAUCAGUGA
Messenger RNA from Gracilinanus agilis (Agile Gracile Mouse Opossum), 2766 nucleotides. It is a transcript of the gene COL9A1, whose product is annotated as collagen type IX alpha 1 chain. The transcript is spliced from 38 exons. Lineage: Eukaryota; Metazoa; Chordata; Mammalia; Didelphimorphia; Didelphidae. The coding region runs from base 1 to 2766 and encodes 921 amino acids. The record is from RefSeq and is a predicted model, not a curated record.